AUGACGCAUGCGCUCAAUUUUAACUUCUAGUCAGUCGUUUUAAUGAUAAAAUAAUACACAACAAAAUUAAUUAUAUAAUUUAAUAAAUUUUUUAAUUUGACAAUAAUCGAAUUGAUAAAAAGUAAAAUAAUUAAAUUGGUGACAAAAUGAGUCUUUCGCCUCGAGAAUUAGUUAAACUAUUGGGUAUUAUUGAUGAAAAGAAUAUUGACACACCUUUGGAUAACCUCAUUAAAAGACUUCAUCAAGAAUUUUCACCUGAAGAUAAAUUUAGAAUUGGUUUUACUAUUGUUAUGUUAUUACAACAAAUUGAUUUAUUACCAAAUGAUGUUCAACGGAUAAUAGCAUUAGCAUUAUUGUAUCAUCUAUAUCAAGGAGAAGUUUUCUCAUCGACACCUUUUGCUAGUGUAUUUAACCAGAUGCUAAAGCCAACGACAAACAACUUAUCCAUGAAUGAUGGCAAAUCAACAUCAUCUGGACAUAUCCCUAUAUUGUCGCUCUGUGAAAAAAAAUUUGUAGCAAAUUUAAUAAAAUCUAAAGGUGGAGAAGCAGCAAAAAAAAGUCCCAAACAGUUAAUAGAUGAUUUAUAUUUCUCUUCAAUGACUGCUGGCGAUUUUUUAACAAAUUUACAAUUGGAGUUGGAAGAAUUUCAUACGGAAUUUUUAAGUAUCAAUAAAUCAGGUGGAAUUCCAUCAAUGUUAACUGAUAAUAAUAGUACACCAAUAAAUGAAGAAUUAAUGUCUCCAAUGCAUGACAAGAAAGAUGUUAUAGAAAAAAAGACAUUAGUUUUUGAUGUAGAUAAUUCGCCGCCGUUAACAACUCCUUCACCUACUUCAAAUAAUCAAUCACAACAACGACGAUUAGCUCCUCCAAUAUAUGAUCCAGCUAAAUGUGUCAAGUGGAUGGAUCCACCACCAGAACCGUCCGAGUUUAAUUCUGAUUUUGACGACAACACAACAAUGUGUGUAUCAAACAAUACUGGUGCUGAAGCUCGACGAUUAAUGACUAAAGCCUUCAAAAGUGUUCUUACACUACAGCAACAACAACAUUUGGUUACGGAAUUGAAUAAGGAUCCAAAACUUGUUUAUCACCUUGGCUUGACUCCAACUAAAUUACCAGAUUUAGUUGAAAAUAAUCCUUUAAUUGCUAUUGAAGUACUCUUAAAACUCAUGCACUCAAGUCAAAUAACGGAAUACUUUAGUGUUUUAGUUAAUAUGGAAAUGUCACUACAUUCCAUGGAAGUCGUUAAUCGCCUUACAACGACAGUAGACUUACCAACUGAAUUUGUUCAUUUGUAUAUAAGUAAUUGUAUAUCAACUUGUGAAACAAUCAAAGAUCGAUAUAUGCAAAAUCGACUGGUACGACUUGUUUGCGUAUUUUUGCAAUCACUGAUUAGAAAUAAAAUAAUUAAUGUUCAAGAAUUGUUUAUUGAAGUUCAAGCAUUUUGUAUUGAAUUCAGUCGGAUAAGAGAAGCUGCAGCUUUAUUUCGUCUUCUUAAACAACUUGAAUCUGGUGAUACUGCUGGACUCAAUUCUUCUGCUAAAAAAAAUCCAGAAUCUUCAUAAAGGAACUUGUAAACAUUUAUUUAUUUAAAUUUUAUAGCGAUUGAACUAUAC
Chelonus insularis is the source of this 1613-nucleotide messenger RNA. RefSeq names its product CCR4-NOT transcription complex subunit 11 (gene Not11). The transcript has a single exon. Lineage: Eukaryota; Metazoa; Arthropoda; Insecta; Hymenoptera; Braconidae. Bases 147 to 1562 code for a protein of 471 amino acids. The record is from RefSeq and is a predicted model, not a curated record. Gene Ontology annotation, cellular component: CCR4-NOT complex.